Eruca vesicaria subsp. sativa (arugula) is the source of this 2177-nucleotide messenger RNA. Lineage: Eukaryota; Viridiplantae; Streptophyta; Magnoliopsida; Brassicales; Brassicaceae. The record is from the annotation of a GenBank genome assembly.
AUUUAUACCUUCCUCCCCUUAUCUUUGAUCACAAACAAAACAACCAAAACCAAAAACUUCUUCCUUAACAAAACAAAACACUAUUUUCGUCACAGAGCAACACACAAAACAUAGUUAGAGUAAAAUAAAAUGGGGAAGCACUUGUUCCGGUCAUCUCCUCCACAAGAGAAACAAACACCUCACCAAAGACUCGCAGAAACAGCUGUAGAAGAGUGUAUGAGACACAUCAACACCGUCAUAUCCAAAUGGACUUCUCCUUCUUCUUCUUCCGACCAAUUCCUCUUCUCCACCAACAGUCGUCACGAAGCACAAGAGUUCGUUGAAGCCGUUAGACACUUACACAGCACCAUGCACCGUUUAGCCGCCGUCAACCCCACGUCUGAGAAGCUAGUCUACUCUCAGAACCUUAUGCAAUCAGCAAUGAACCUUCUCGAAUCUGAGUUCCACCGAGUCUUGCUGGAGAACCGACAGUAUCUAGACCCGGAAUGCGUCUCUGUCAGAUCGUCAAGAUUCAGCACAUCAACACCAACAAGCCUCUCCGACUCCGAAGAAGAAACCUAUCACCAAGAAAACUCCGAAGAACAUACAUUCUCCGGGGGAGAUUCCGUCGCCAUGGACGACCUCAAAACAAUUGCUGACUGCAUGAUCUCAACAGGAUACGCCAAAGAAUGCGUCAAAGUCUACAAAACCGUACGUACAUCAAUCGUGGAGGAAACGCUCCACGGUUUAGCCGUGGAGCGUUUCACUCUUCACCAAAUCCAAAAAAUGGACUGGGACACACUCGAGUCCAAGAUCAAAUCCUGGCUGCCAGCUGUCAAACUAGCCGUUAGGUCCCUCUUCUUCGGAGAGAGGCUUCUUGCUGAUCACGUCUUCUCCUCCUCCACCAACAUAACAGAAUCCUCCUUCACCGAUAUCACUCAAGAAGGAGCCCUAACUCUCUUCACCUUCCCGGAGAACGUAUCAAAGAUCAAGAAACUAUCCCCCGAGAAAAUGUUCCGGUUCCUCGACAUGUACGAGUCCCUCGCGAGCCUCUUCGUCGAGAUCGAGUCCAUCUUCUACUUCGACUCGGCAGUUACCGUUAGAACUCAGGUGAUCAACUCGUUAGCUAAACUCGGCGACGCGGCCAGGCUCAUGAUGACGGAUUUCGAGUCGGCGAUUCAGAAGGAAACCUCCAAGACGCCGAUCGUCGGCGGCGGAGUUCACCCUCUCACACGCUACGUCAUGAACUACCUCUCGUUUCUCGCGGAUUACAGCGACUCCACCGCCGUGAUCUUCGAGAACUGGCGGCUAACCUCGCCGUCUCCCUCGCCGGAAAAAUCCGCCGGAGAAGAUGCUCCGCCGGAGGAGAUGUACUCGUCUCCGGUGUCCUUACGAAUCGCGUGGGUGAUUCUCUUGACUCUCUGUAAAAUCGACGGUAAAGCGCAGCCGUAUAAGGACGUGGCGUUGUCUUAUUUAUUCCUCGCGAAUAAUCUUCAAUACGUCGUCGUAAAGGUGCGUUCGUCUGGCUUGAGGAUUCUACUAGGGGAGGAGUGGGUGGUGAGGCACGAGGGGAAGGUGAGGCAGUACGUGGAGAAGUUCGAGAAGCUAGCGUGGGGGAAAGUGGUGACGUCGUUAUCGGAGAAUCUUGCCGAGGAGAUUACGCGGGAAGAGGCGAGAGAGUUGUUUGGUAGGUUUAAUGAUGAGUUCGAAGUGGCGUACCGGAAACAGGUUUCGUGGGUUGUACCCGACCCGAAACUUAGGGAUUGGGUUAAAAUAUCGUUGAGUGGGAAAGUUAUGCCGGUUUGUACCGAGUUUUACGAGGUGAACCGGGUCGGUUUGGGGGGAGAUGUCAGAUAUACCCCUGAGGAUAUAGGGAAUUACUUGUCGGAUCUUUACUUUGGAAGUAGAGGGUCAGGGAGUGUGUCGACAAAAGGAUCCGGAUCCGGAACCGGUUCGUCGACUACGGGUAAAUCUCGUGGAGGACAGAGCCAUUGAGUGAGAAUUCUCGUGAUAUAUUUUAUUCUUGUUUUGUUUUAGGUGGUUUGGUUAAGGUGCAUAAAGUGAUUAUGUAUGAUCGUAUCAUAUAAUAUGUUAAAUUAUUCAUCGAAUAUUAUCUUUAUAUCAUUAUAAUCGUCCGAUAUUUUGUUUGGAACUUUGUGUUUAUUAACGACAAAAUAAAAUACGAUGAUUGUUUCCGA